AUGGAGUCACAGAACAGUGGAAUCGCAACAGCUGACAUGAACCUCCUAAUACCGUGUAUGAUUAUUGGUGCAGAAUUUGCGCUGGCCGAGUUGUCUGCGUUUUCCAACUACAGCAGACCAAUCGAUGGUGAUAACAUAGAUAGUUUCAGUAACAAUUUCGGUGGCGAUUUCGACGGAGGUAGUGAAAGUACAGGGCACCAGCAUGCCCAAUUCCUAAGCAAUAACAGAGAAUAUCUUCCAGUCGAUGAAGUUCACAUAAAGCCUAUCUACAUCCAUGAUGCCCAGUCGUCAAAUUACACCACGCCACCACCAUAUUUGCCACCAAUUACUUCAGUUACACCAACUGCUUCAGUUACACCUACAACUAAAUUUACACCUUUAUUUGCAGUUCUAGAAAUAAGUACACCUGCACCUAUACUUCCACCUGAAAUUCUUCCGAUGACCAGAAAAUUUACUGGCGCCCAUCCCAAUGCAAAUAUAGAAAAAUUUGCACUAGCCGAGCUGUCUGCGUUUUCCAACUACAGCAGACCAACCGAUGGUGAUAACAUAGAUAGUUUCAAUAACAGUUUCAGUGACGAUUUCGACGGAGGUAGUGAAAGUACAGGGCACCAGCAUGCCCAAUUCCUAAGCAAUAUCAAAGAUUUUCUAUUCGAUGAAGAUGUUAACUUAAAGCUACCUAGGAACAUCCAUGAUGUCCGGUCGUCAAAUUACAGACCGCCUGCAUACUUGCCACCAUCUACACCAAAAUCUGAGGGCCUGAGUCCACCUAUACGUAUACCUCCCUUUGAUGUACCUACAUCUACAUAUGUAGGCGCCCAUCCCAACUGUAUGAUUAUCGGUCUGGCAGGGUGUGUGCUAGCCCAGCUUUCCGGUUAUAGUUACAGCAGACCAACAGGCGGUGGUGGUAUAAGCAGUGGUGGCGGUUUCGGAGGCGUCGGAGGCGGUUUCGGAGGCGGUUUCGGAGGCAGCGGCGAUUAUAUCCACGUAUCACCUGGAUUCCAAACCAAUGAGGGCGCCUCCGUGGACAGCGCACUACUCGAACACAUCCGACAAAUUCUUUUGAGAGAAGAACUACAAUCACAAUCUAUCGGCGGAUUCGGCGGUGGUGGUGGAGGUGGAGGUGGAGGUAGAUAUCCUAGCUCCAGCUAUGGUGCCCCGUCGCCGCAAUACGGUGCCCCGUCGCCGCAAUACGGUGCCCCGUCCCCACAAUCCGGCGUGCCCAGUUAUCAGAUCCGCGUCGUAGGCAUAGAGUUUGAGAGCAUCAAACAAGGGAAGCAGGUAGCUGAACUCAGACAGACCGCGCAAGCAGCUCCAGCAGGGUUAGGAGGUGGUGCGCCGACAGCCGGUCAACCCCAAGCAGCAAAUAACAAUCCUUUCAACGCGUUACGGCAAGGAAAAUAG
Linepithema humile (Argentine ant) is the source of this 1401-nucleotide messenger RNA. The record is from RefSeq and is a predicted model, not a curated record. Lineage: Eukaryota; Metazoa; Arthropoda; Insecta; Hymenoptera; Formicidae.